GUAAAAAUCUCCAAAUCCAAGAUGGCGGCCCAAUACUUUUCUUUAAACUCGAGUUUUCCUCAGCCUUUGUGGUCCAAUGGCCCCUCACCUGGCGGGUAUUACAACUUCCCUGGAGGAAAGAGUCAAGCAGAAUCCGGUCCUUUGAAAAAAACGCUUCAUCCAACCACUCAAGGAACAUCAGUCCUGGGAAUCAAAUUUGAUGGAGGAGUUUUGAUGGCUGCAGACACACUAGGUUCGUAUGGUUCUUUGGCAAGGUAUAGAUCAAUAUCUCGUAUCAUGAAAGUCAAUGGCAAUACCCUCCUUGGAGCCUCAGGAGAUUAUGCUGACUUCCAGUAUAUUAAAGCCAUACUUGAACAAAAAAUUAUUGACGAUGCUUGUUUGGAUGAUGGUCAUGGAUACACACCGCAGUCUAUUUUCUCCUGGAUAACGAGAGUCAUGUACCAUAGACGUACUAAAUUUGAUCCUCUGUGGAACCAAGUAGUUGUUGGUGGAUUUUACAAAGGAGAAAGUUUUCUAGGCUACGUAGACAAGAUUGGAAUCGCAUUUGAGGCUCCAACCAUUGCUAGUGGUUUUGGUGCUUACCUCGCACAACCUCUUCUACGUGAUGCAUUUGAGAAGAACCCUAAUAUGUCCCUGGAACAAGCCAAGCAUGUGAUUAUUGAAUGUCUAAAAGUACUGUUCUACAGGGAUGCAAGAUCGCUCAAUAAGUUUGAGCUGGCCAUAGCAACCAAAGAUGGUACAGUAAUCGAACCAGUACAAUCCGCAGACACAAACUGGAGCAUUGCAAAAAUGGUCAAGGGUUAUGAGUAGUACGGCUUCCAACAUAACACCAAGCUUCUCGUUUCUUCAUUUUUCUGUGUCUUUGUAAAGCAAUACCAUAUAUGUACCAAUAAAUGGAUUAAAUUAA
Messenger RNA from Actinia tenebrosa (Australian red waratah sea anemone), 907 nucleotides. RefSeq names its product proteasome subunit beta type-4. NCBI's taxonomy places the organism in Eukaryota, Metazoa, Cnidaria, Anthozoa, Actiniaria, Actiniidae. Gene Ontology annotation, cellular component: proteasome core complex; cytoplasm. The record is from RefSeq and is a predicted model, not a curated record.